CCCUCCUCUUCCCGCCUUGACGGCCUCCUGGUCUUGAUAAUCCGGUCAAGCAGCGCGCAAGAUGAACAUCUGGACAGAACAUCGCAAUCCCGAAGGAAGGACGUAUUGGUUCAACACUGGAUCGAGGGAAAGUGUCUGGGAAAAGCCAGAUGAGCUAAAAACUCCAUUUGAGCGCGCUCUUAAUCAAACCAAAUGGAAAGAAUACUUUUCCGGAGGGCGGAAGUAUUACUACAAUACUGAAACGAAAGAGUCCAAAUGGGAUAUGCCGGAUGAGCUCUUGCUCGUGUUGGAAAAAGUAGAGAAAGAGGGCCAGACUGCUGCUGUGGUACCGGCUGCACAACCUGCUUUGACUGCGCCUCCGGCGUCGGAUUCUAAUGGCAGUCAAACACAACCGAAUGGAAAUGAACUUGCCGUGGGCGCGCAUACGGGAGGGCUUCCCCUGGCUUCAAGCAGCAUCUUACCAGCUCGACCGAACCUUCCAGACGAUCCUGUCAUACCACACAAUGGCUUUGCUACCAUGGAGGAGGGAGAAAAGGCAUUCACACACUUGUUAAGGAAAGCUGGCGUUGAUGCCAACUGGACAUGGGAUCAAACAAUGCGAGCUAUCAUUACCGAUCCUCUGUAUAAAGCGCUGAACUCCCUUGCGGAGAAAAAGAGUGUCUUCGAAAAAUAUACCACCUCUUUGAAAGUUAAAGAAAAGGAGGAGCGAGAAGCUCGACUGGCGAAAUUAAGGCCGGCUAUUCGAAACAUGUUGAAGGGCAACCCGAGUGUGUUCCAUUACACGACUUUUGCAACCGCAGAUAAGCUUUUCUCUCAACAUCCCAUCUGGCAACAGGCAAGAAUUGAGGCCGAAAGGAAGCUCAUCUUUGAGGAAUAUGUCCAAGAUCUCAAGCAACGUGAUGCGCAAGACCGAUCCGCCGCUCGUACCCGAGCCACAGCCAAGGUGGUGUCGCUUUUCAAGCAACUUGAUGUGGAUGUUCUUACCCGGUGGAGAACGGCUCACAACCUCAUUCUCGAUUCAGAUGAAUGGAAAUCAGACCAUGAACUCCAGAGACUUCCCUCUUUGGAUAUCCUGCUUGCAUUUGAAGAUUACAGUCGGGUGCGAGAAAGAGAGUACGAGGAGCAGAUGCGUCGGGCGCAGGUCGAAAAGACGAGGAAAGAAAGAAAGGCUCGAGAAGCUUUCAAAGCUUUACUACGAGAGCUGGUGAAAGACGGCAAGAUCAAGGCGCGUUCUAAGUGGAAGCAUGUGUAUCCUUUGUUCAGUAAGGAUGAAAGAUAUCUCAACAUGCUAGGAAAUCCGGGUUCCAACCAACUGGAGCUUUUCUGGGAUGUGGUGGAUGAUCUUGACCAGAAAUUGGAUGCCAAGAUUAAUAUUGUCACUGAGGCGCUCAAGGGGUACAGGCCGGAAAAAGUUGAAGGAGACACCGAAUCGCUGGACUUCGCCGUUGGGCCAGAGACUACGGAGGAGCAAUAUCGGAAAGUUCUCAAGCCUGUCAGUACUGCAAACGUCGAGACGCUGACAACGGAAGAUAUUCAUGACAUCUAUGCUGCUUUACAUGAUGCUGCGAUCCAAAAGCAGGCUGAGGAGAAACGAAAAGCGGAGAAGCGGCAACGACACCUGCAGGACGAUCUACGAUAUGCAUUAAAGAAACUUCCUGAGUCAUUGGACAUCUCUUUAUCUUAUGAAGCUGUCGUACCUUUCAUCGAACACCUACCUGAAUACAAGGCCUUAGAGGAUGAAGAAUCCCGUCGAUCGGCUUUUGCGAAAUUUGUAAAACGACAGAAGGAACGCCUGCGCGAGGCAGCUGGUUCCGAGGAUGGAGGGUCGACAACCAGCAGGAAGCGAAAAGAGCCUGCGCGUGAUGGCGACCGUGAACAUGACCGGGACCGGGACCGGGACCGUGAGCGCGAUCGAGAACCGUCUUUUAGGGAGCGAGACCGUGAUAGGGAACGGGGCAAAGAUUACGACAGAGAUAAUCGCAGACAUCAUUACCGUCAUGAUGACUAUGACAGUCGACGAUCUUCCCGCGAAUAUCCAAGAGUUGAUAGGGAUGAGAAAGACAGAGAACGUGACGGAUACCGGUCGCGACACCAUAGGGAUGAUAAGGACGAUCGCAGACGGGAUAGAGAUAGGGAUCGCGAUCGGGAGAGAAACUCGCGGUCAGAGUAUGGUCCCAACUAUAACGACAUACCGCCGCGGAAAGAAGAGCGAGAUGAAGGUCCCCCAAGAGAGGAGUCGCGAGAAAAACGAGAUGCUCCUGAUGAUAGACUUCCGGAUGAUCGCGCAGAAAAGAGACCACGUUAUAACCGGGGAGAAGGUGUAGGGAAUAAGAAAACUGACAUUCGUGCAGAGACCCCUGAGGAAGGAGAAAUAUGAGGUCGCCAUUCAGCUGUCCUCGGAUAACUAGGACUGAUUGCAUCGUCGUCAUAAUAGAAAGUGAGUAAAAAGGCAGAAGUUAUGUAUUAGCAAGAGAGCAAAGGUCGCAUAUACGGUACGUAUAACAAUGUUAACGAGCAUCGUGAAGUGUUGAAAAACUAAACGGACUAACUUAUGAUCCUGCCCGAUUCAUAAUCUAAGCUCGCUCAACAUUAUGGUUACCCUUUGCUUUCUCUCUGGGCUCUUCUUCAUUGUCUAUAACGCGCCCGUCAAUGCCAACGUUUUGUACAGCAUUCUGGUGAUCACCCAGAUAGAAAUUCCUCAUGAAAACU
Guyanagaster necrorhizus is the source of this 2709-nucleotide messenger RNA. RefSeq lists its product as uncharacterized. NCBI's taxonomy places the organism in Eukaryota, Fungi, Basidiomycota, Agaricomycetes, Agaricales, Physalacriaceae. The transcript is spliced from 14 exons. Bases 62 to 2377 code for a protein of 771 amino acids. Gene Ontology annotation, biological process: mRNA cis splicing, via spliceosome. The record is from RefSeq and is a predicted model, not a curated record. Gene Ontology annotation, molecular function: protein binding; RNA binding. Gene Ontology annotation, cellular component: U1 snRNP; U2-type prespliceosome.